Cryptomeria japonica (Japanese cedar) is the source of this 681-nucleotide messenger RNA. Its product is annotated as kxDL motif-containing protein LO9-177. Gene Ontology annotation, cellular component: BORC complex. The record is from RefSeq and is a predicted model, not a curated record. Lineage: Eukaryota; Viridiplantae; Streptophyta; Pinopsida; Cupressales; Cupressaceae. The coding region runs from base 65 to 439 and encodes 124 amino acids. Gene Ontology annotation, biological process: lysosome localization. The transcript is spliced from 3 exons.
UACUUUUAUCUAGCUACCAGAUAACUGGAACAAUCUGCCCCGAGAAGGAAAUUAAAACAAUCAGAUGGAGAAGAUGGAAGGAGAAGCAGCAAUGGCAGCAGCUUCUGAUGAAGCCUCGCACCAAAUCCACACUCUCUUAAAUAAAGACGACAUCAACACCCUUAAAAAUUUACAGCUCUUAAUAUUGGGAAGGCUACAGGACAGUAAUGCAGUUCUGUCUCAUUUUAACGUUUAUUCAGAAAAUUGUUUUGCAGAUGUUGCAAGUGAUUUUUCAAAGAAUACACGCCUUCUAAAAUCAAUGAAAACAGACUUGGACUACAUAUUUCGGAAAAUAAGAAGUAUGAAGGCACGGAUUUCAAGCCAGUAUCCAAAUGCUUUUAAAGAUAUUCCAAGUGCAAGCAUUGUAGACCAAAGGCCUAAUCUAGAAGAACGCUCUUGAGUCUUCCCAGCUGCAUCUGUGAAUGCUUUUGCUGCUCUACAACUGUAUAUGAUGGUGUAUUUGCUGAUUAACUGUAUCUUUGUUCAUGUAUUUGCCUACGAACAGCAAAUUUUGUUAAUGCUUUUGACUUUCUAAAGCUGUAUAUGUUGCUGUUGUUGCUGAUCAGUUGCUUCUGAUCUUGUACUUGUAAUUUUUGCUUCUUUCUCCAAUAAAAAAAAGUAAAGGUUAUGUCAUUUCAUAAA